UCAGCCCUCUCCGUCCUCAUCCGAGUCGCUCGAUCGGCGCGAACCGAAUCGUUUGAGGCUUCGACCACCGCGUUAGUGCGCAAAACCAGAAAAAGAUCGGAGGAUACGCGAUGGAGAGCGGGGGAGGCAAGAUCAAGAAAGGAGCUGGCGGUCGGAAGGGCGGUGGCCCGAAGAAGAAGCCUGUCUCCCGGUCCGUCAAGGCCGGUCUCCAGUUCCCAGUCGGUCGCAUCGGCCGCUACCUCAAGAAGGGCCGUUACGCCCAGCGCGUCGGAACCGGCGCUCCCGUUUAUCUCGCCGCUGUUCUCGAGUACCUUGCUGCUGAGGUUUUGGAAUUGGCUGGGAACGCCGCACGUGACAACAAGAAGAACAGGAUCAUACCUAGGCACGUGCUUCUGGCCAUAAGGAACGACGAGGAACUGGGGAAGCUUCUGGCCGGGGUGACCAUUGCCCAUGGAGGGGUUCUUCCGAACAUUAACCCGGUGCUCCUGCCGAAGAAGACGGAUAAGGCCGGGAAAGAAACUAAGUCGCCAGCCAAGUCGCCGUCCAAAGCCGGCAAGUCUCCAAAGAAAUCUUAGAAGCUUUGUUCGUCAUGUAAUUUGUGGGCCUCUUUUUCUAAACUCUAGAAACGAGGGAUCGCAAAAUGGAGAAAAAAAAAAUCUGUUUCCAAUUUCCUCUCUGUUAUCUUAAUCUGAAAUGUUUAUGUUUCUUCUUA
Molecule: messenger RNA, 712 nt
Organism: Elaeis guineensis (African oil palm)
Lineage: Eukaryota; Viridiplantae; Streptophyta; Magnoliopsida; Arecales; Arecaceae
Product: histone H2A
Cellular component (GO): nucleosome
Molecular function (GO): protein heterodimerization activity; structural constituent of chromatin; DNA binding
Source: RefSeq, a predicted model, not a curated record